Messenger RNA from Eremothecium sinecaudum, 1326 nucleotides. RefSeq names its product Uip5p (gene UIP5). The transcript has a single exon. The coding region runs from base 1 to 1326 and encodes 441 amino acids. Gene Ontology annotation, cellular component: endoplasmic reticulum-Golgi intermediate compartment; Golgi membrane; COPII-coated ER to Golgi transport vesicle. Gene Ontology annotation, biological process: Golgi organization; endoplasmic reticulum organization; endoplasmic reticulum to Golgi vesicle-mediated transport. The record is from RefSeq and is a predicted model, not a curated record. NCBI's taxonomy places the organism in Eukaryota, Fungi, Ascomycota, Saccharomycetes, Saccharomycetales, Saccharomycetaceae. Gene Ontology annotation, molecular function: D-mannose binding.
AUGGUUAGAAGGAGAAAUUAUGAAUCUUGGAUCAUUUCCCUAGUGGUGCUGGGCACUUUCAUACUAUUUCACAUGUACUAUCCUUCCUUGGAUGGAUCCAGUCCCUCUCUGACUGCAACAAGACGACCUACCGGAUCUGUUAGGCAAUCGUCGAAAACUCUAAACGUACAGAAUCCGCUAUUAGUAAAUCGGUUUCAUAAUAAAGAUGCAUCUUUAUCUCCACCAUACUUAGAUAAGGUGAAUAAGUAUUGGCAUGUAAAGGGUUCUACGGUCAUCAAGAAUUGGGACGAAAUCAGGCUUACUAGUGGUGGAGAAAAGAAUCGAUGGGGCGUAUUGCUUUCGAAUGGUAUGGGAGACAAUGUUAUUGACAAUUUUGAGGUGGUUGUUGACUUCAGUUUGGAUGCUACAGGUACAGAGAAAGCCCGCGGGGCGGGUAUGGUUAUCCUUGUAACUUCCCAUCACGAGUAUAUGACGAAGCGUUUGCAUUCUGGGUAUGCUAGACAGCAGUUCCAACUGAGUACUGCAUUAGAAAUCGAAAAUCAUGAUUUAAUGGGGUUUCCACGUAAUAUGCCAGGACUUGCGAUUGUAAUAGAUACUUUCAAAGACGAUCCUGGUUCGAGGGCGCAGCCGCCGAACCUUAAGCUUUUCCUUAAUGACAAUGUGAGAGAGCAGUAUUACGAUUUGGCUAGCGAUGGUGAGAGGUCGACUUCUAAGAAUUUGAUAACAGCCCCAAUGCCAACCGAAGAGAUCAGACACCGAAUACGUAUAAUAUACUUGGAAUGUAUAGGGUACUUGAAGGUUGAUAUUGACUAUGGAGCCAAAGAUCGGUGGAAAGAGAUUUUCAGACAGGAAAAGAAUCUUAAACUUCCGAAGAAUGCUCGUAACGGGCAGCGCUACAUUGGUGUAGGAGCACUUAAUGGGGAACACAGUCAGAAUGUGAAGUUACAUAACGUGGAUACAUCAGAAUAUCAGUGGGUGAAAGGCGAAAAUGACCGUCAAUUAGAGAACUCUUUCAGUUACGCAAAGGAAAUAACCAGGUUUUUGAAUUGGGAACUAGGUGAGCAUAUCAAAAUGGAGGAGGACGACUACGCUAAGUGGGCUGAAAUUAAAUCUGCUCUUGCAGAUGAGUCAUUUAUUGGUGUUGAGUAUAUCGAACCUUCGAUUGGUGCUAAGAUUGGUGCAUUUUUAAAGACAUCUCUUAUUUGGUGCAUCUUGGCAGUGGGAGUGUACCUAAUGACUAAAUACCUUAAGGCAGUUUUGCGAAAGAAGGGAAUUAUUAAAAGAAAAUCCAGUGAUCGUGACCUCAAUAUGGGGUUGCUUGGUUAA